Marmota flaviventris (yellow-bellied marmot) is the source of this 1522-nucleotide messenger RNA. NCBI's taxonomy places the organism in Eukaryota, Metazoa, Chordata, Mammalia, Rodentia, Sciuridae. The record is from RefSeq and is a predicted model, not a curated record.
CUACUCAUCUGCUCCCCAGAGUGCUGCCUGCUGUGCACCUGGGUCCUUAAGCCCUUCUCUACCCGGAUAGUUUCCAGACUGUCUUCCUCGGCCCACCUGUGCCCCACCCCACUCUGCCCAGAAGUGCAAAGAGCCCAAGCCGCCUCCAUGGCCCCAGGAAGGAUUCAGGGGAGAGGCCCCAUACAGGGAGCCACUCCAGCCAGACACCCCAGCCAGAAUGGAGCUGACUGAAUUGCUCCUUGUGGUCAUGCUUCUCCUUACUGCAAGACUAACUCUGUCCAGCCCGGCUCCUCCUGCCUGUGACCCCCGACUCCUAAAUAAACUGCUUCGUGACUCCCACGUCCUUCACAGCAGACUGAGCCAGUGCCCAGACAUCAAUCCUUUGUCCACCCCUGUCCUGCUACCUGCUGUGGAUUUUAGCUUGGGAGAAUGGAAAACCCAGACGGAGCAGACCAAGGCACAGGACAUUCUGGGAGCAGUGACCCUUCUACUGGAGGGAGUGAUGGCAGCACGGGGACAGUUGGGUCCCACCUGCCUCUCAGCUCUCCUGGGACAGCUUUCUGGACAGGUCCGACUCCUCCUUGGUGCCCUGCAGGGCCUCCUUGGAACCCAGCUUCCUCCACAGGGCAGGACCACAGCUCACAAGGAUCCCAAUGCCAUCUUCCUGAGCUUCCAACAACUGCUCCGAGGAAAGGUGCGUUUUCUUCUGGUUGUAGGAGGACCUGCCCUCUGUGUCAGGCGGUCCCUGCCCACCACAGCUGUCCCAAGCAGUACUUCUCUAUUCCUCACACUGAACAAGCUCCCAAACAGGACUUCUGGAUUGUUGGAGGCGAACUUCAGUGUCUCAGCCAGAACUACUGGCUCUGGACUUCUGAGCAAGCUGCGGGGAUUCAGAGCCAAGAUUCCUGCUCUGCUGAAUCAAACCACCAGGUCCCCAGACCAAAUCACUGGAUACCUGAACAGGACACACAGACCUUUGAAUGGAACUCAUGGACUCUUUCCUGGAGCCUCACCGGGGACCCUAGAAGCCCCAGACAUUCCAUUAGGAACUUUGGGCACAGGCUCCCUGUCACACAACCUCCAGACUGGAUCUUCUUCUUCCCCAACCCAUCCUCCUACUGAUCAGUACACACUCUUCUCCCCUUUACCCACCUUGCCCACCCCCAUGGUCCAGUUCCACCCCCUGCCUCCUGACCCUUCUGCCAACCCUACUAACCCUCUUCUAACCAGAGCCCAUCCUAACUCUCCAAAUCUGUCUCAGGAAGGGUAAGGAAUGCUGACACUGACAACAUUUGCAGUGUCUCUCAUGUGCAGUUCCCUUCCCUGGAGAAGGAAGACAACUGCAGCUAUACCAGACAUCCUGUUUCCACCUGAAAGCCAAUACCCUGGUAAAGGUGAAUACACAGGAAAGAAAAAGGGACUGUUUUUUUUUCACUGUACAUUAUAAAACUUCAAAAGUUAUUUUUUUAAGCUAUCAACAAUAUUCAUCAGAGCAGCUAGUUAUCUUUGGUCUAUUUUCUGC